Messenger RNA from Symbiodinium sp. CCMP2592, 771 nucleotides. The record is from the annotation of a GenBank genome assembly. NCBI's taxonomy places the organism in Eukaryota, Dinophyceae, Suessiales, Symbiodiniaceae.
AUGCCGAAGGGAAAGCCCUCGUGUGGGCUGGUUUGGAUGCACGGCCUCGGAGAUGAUGAGUCGGGCUGGGCAGAUGCACUGGAGGAUAGUUUCGACCUGAAGGGCUUGAAAUCAAGCGGGUCCUGCCGGUUUAUUCUGCCACGCGCCCCCAGACAACGAGUUACGUGCAACGGCGGUGAAACGAUGACGAGCUGGUUUGAUUUUCUGAAGUUACCGCUUUCUGCUUCCGAUGCUGGGAAAUCUGACAAUCCGGGCUGCUCACUGGAGGAGGCUGUCGCCUCCUGCGGCCGCGUCCACGCAGCCAUAGACACACUCGUCGGUGAAGGCAUCCCUGCAGAGCGAAUCGUGGUGGGUGGCUUCUCACAGGGUGGGGCCAUGGCAUCUUGGACUUUGCCUCUUGCAACGCCUCGUCAGCAUGCUGUCUCUGAAGUGCGUUUACAUGUGCAAUAUGCUGUGUCAAGCAAGGCAUUGCUCUCAACGCUCACUUAUCCACAACGCUUGGGCGGUGUCAUCGUCUUCAGCGGCUUGUGCUUCUUCGGGGAGCAUGUGGCGAAAUUGGUUGAUACUCCACAGUGCCGCGAAUUGAAGGUCUUCUGGGGGCAUGGAAACAGGGACAAGGUCCUCCACCCAAGCCUCCAAGAUAUGGGCGUGGAAGCGCUGAGACAUGCAGGAGUAUCGGUGGUGGCUACGAAGUACGAGGUCGAGCAUGGCAAUACGCAGCAAGAGAUGGAUGACGCAGCGGCAUUCUUUGCAUCGGUUGUAGGUGCGUAG